Penaeus vannamei (Pacific white shrimp) is the source of this 3414-nucleotide messenger RNA. NCBI's taxonomy places the organism in Eukaryota, Metazoa, Arthropoda, Malacostraca, Decapoda, Penaeidae. The record is from RefSeq and is a predicted model, not a curated record.
GAGAGCCAAAACGAGUCACUCACUAUCGCCCGUGGACUAGCGCGCGAGCCUCUCUCCUCCAGUCCUGUAGCGAGUCUUCAGUGUAUACGUUCAGCCUCACUCACAACACCAAACAUGGCGGAGGAAGAGGGAAUCAUCAAGGCUCUUGUGUGCGCUUAUUUGAAUGAGAAGGACAAGUCUCUCGGCCAGUCGGUGGAGAAGAAGCUCAAUCCGCCAAAGUUAACAAAAAGCUCCCCAUCAGUCACAGAAAUCGUCAAACAUUUCCUCAAAACCUCACCGAACAAACGCCGACUGAGCUUUGAAACCCCAGCAGCCAAGAAAGCCCGCAAAGAAUCUAGUUCAAGCUCAGAAGAGGAUGAAACUCCUCCUAAGAAGGCAGCAACCCCUCUCGUUAAUGGCAAAGGACCGAAGGCUGCAGCAAAACCGAAGAAGGCAGAGUCAAGUUCUUCUGAGGAUUCCGAGUCGGAUUCAGACGAUUCUGAUGCACCUCCCAAGAAGAAGGUUGCUGUAGCAGCCCCAGCAGCAGCUGCCACACCCAAGGCAGCAGCAAAGGCUCCUCCCAAGAAGCCCUCUGAGAGUAGUAGUGAAGAGAGCAGUUCUGAAGAUGAAGCCCCUGCAAAGGCACCUGUCAAAGCUGUGCCAGCCAAACCUGCAACACCUGCUAGCAAGCCUGCAGCAAAGAAGGCUGAAUCAAGUUCUGAAGAGUCAAGUUCUGAUGAGGAGGAUGAACCUGCUAAGCCAGCUGUCAAGAAACCAGCCACACCUGCACAGAAAACUACCACUCCUGCAAAACCAGCAGUUGCAGUUAAAAAGGCAGAAUCCUCCAGUUCGGAAGAGUCCAGCUCAGAGGAUGAUGAACCUGCAAAGCCAGCUACACCUGCACAGAAGGCUGCCACACCUGCAAAGAAGCCAGCUGCUGCAGCUGCUGCAAAGAAGGCAGAAUCAUCUAGUUCGGAAGAAUCUAGCUCUGAAGAUGAUGAACCUGCAAAGCCAGCUGCCAAGAAACCAGCCAUUCCUGCUAAGAAGCCAGCUGCUGCAGCUGCUGCAAAGAAAGAAUCUUCCAGUUCAGAGGAAUCUAGCUCUGAAGAUGAGGAACCUGCCAAACCAGCUGUGAAAAAGCCAGCAACACCUGCACAGAAGGCUGCUACUCCUGCCAAGAAGCCAGCUGCUGCAGCUGCUGCAAAGAAAGCAGAAUCUUCCAGUUCAGAGGAAUCUAGUUCUGAAGAUGAGGAGCCUGCCAAACCAGCUGUGAAAAAGCCAGCAACACCUGCACAGAAGGCUGCUACACCUGCAAAGAAGGCAGAAUCUUCCAGUUCGGAAGAAUCUAGUUCAGAGGAUGAUGAACCAGCUAAACCAGUUGUAAAGAAGCCUGCUACACCAGCACAAAAGGCUGCCACUCCUGCAAAGAAGGCAGAAUCAUCCAGUUCAGAAGAGUCUAGUUCUGAGGAGGAUGAACCUGCAAAGCCAACUGUGAAGAAACCAGCCACACCUGCACAGAAGGCUGCCACUCCUGCCAAGAAGCCAGCUGCUGCAGCUGCUGCAAAGAAGGCAGAAUCUUCCAGUUCCGAAGAAUCUAGUUCUGAGGAUGAUGAGCCAGCUAAACCAGCAGUGAAGAAGCCAGCUACCCCUGUGCAGAAGCCAGCUGCUGCCAAGAAGGCCGAAUCCAGCUCUGAAGAAUCAAGCUCAGAUGAGGAUGAUGAGCCAGCCAAGCCAGCUGUGCAAAAGCCAGUUGUAAAACCAGCUGCUGCAGCCAAGAAGGCAGAAAGUAGCUCAGAAGACUCCUCAGACUCUGAUUCUGAUGAAAAACCUGCCAAGCCUGUGAUCAAGCCUGCUGCCCCUGCUAAGAAGGAAAUGUCUAGCUCAGAAGACAGCUCAGAUGAUGAAGAACCCGCCAAACCAGCAGCCAAGCCGGCAGCUGCACCCAAGAAAGCUGCAAAGGAGUCUAGCUCUGAGGAGUCCACCAGCGAGGAGGAGGAAGAGGAGACUCCAGUUGUGAAGACUCCAGCAGCAAAGAUGACCAAUGGCACAGUGGAGAAUUCUCAUAACACUUCCUGGAAUGGAUCUCUGAAUACGUCACUCAAUACCUCAGGUGGUAAAGUCAAAAAAGAACCUUUCAGGAGGGUACGGGCAGAGGAAAUGGAGAUCAACCCUAAGUUUAACAACUCCUUUGAAGCCAAGCAAGGUGCAAGAGGAUGUUGGGGUGAAGGUGCCUACAGAACCCUCAAGGACACUCGAGGAAAAACUUUCCGUCAUGAAAAGAACAAGAAGAAGAAAGGCUCCUACCGAGGAGGCAUAUUGGACACGGCUGUCAACUCCAUCAAGUUCGACUCGGAUUGAUAGAACCGUUUCCCAUGUGAAGCACCUCUCCCCCCCACCCCACCUACCUUCAGGCAAAUCAGACCUUUAUCCAUGGGCUGCCCGGAGUUAUGGAUAACUGUUAGAGAAUGGCCAAGGGCAGAGAUGCAGCCACACAACUCUCUGCUGGUGGUUUCACAUGAAUUAGUGUGUGUGUGGAAGCUCAUGUGAUAUAUAUAUAUUUACAAAGCAGAUACGUUACUGUGUGGGAGUUGUUUAUUUGUUGAUGUUUAAGAAGAGAGUGCGUAAAGUGGCAAACUUCAAAGUGACAAGGAAGUGUUUUUUUGCUAGUGACACAUUCUUGUGUGUUUGAAUCUGUAAUUGAGCUACAGGUCUUAGCUUUUGCGGAAGUGCAGUGAGCCCGACAAGGUCUCAGUGUGAACAAUUUCCUCGGUUUUGUGAACCUGUAACGAAGGAGAAAGUCCAGUCUGGGAGGGCGUUUAGGGCUAUAGAUUGUCAGAUAGGAGAAUUAAAAAAUUGUAUUUUUUUAGAAGUUAUUGCUAUAAUACUAAAAAAAGAAAGAAAAGGUUUCAUUUUGUUCUAUGCACUGCAGCCAUAGAUAUUGUUAGGGUUAUACAUACUUGUACAUUUCCACUUUUGACGGAAAAGAAAAAUUGUGAUUAUAACCCCAACAUUUUAUUUGGUGCAAAUAGGAAGAGAAAUCUGUUUCUCUAAAGUAUUUACAUAAUAGUUUGUGUACAUAGAUGAGAUAGCAGUUUCGGUUGUACCAUUGAUAACAUAUUUUGAAAUUUGAGUUUGGUGCAAAGCUUGUGGAUAUUUUUUUUUUUUUUUUUUUUUCUUUUUUCUUUUUCUUUCUUUUUCUUUUUUUUCUGAUUUUUCAUUUUAAAAAAAAUGGCCCCUUGAUUUAUAAAGUUACCUUGUUAAGUUUAUGGCUCAAAGAUAUAUUGUUUUCUUAUCCAAACUGUUCAGCAGUUUGGGAAAAAUUGCACGUUUCCUCCUAUCUCAGUAUUUAAUAUGUUCCAGAAACAAUUGUAACUACGCAAGUAGUUAUGUCAAUGACUGUUUAGAAACAUAAAUUAAAUGUUUAUACGUAUGUUU